Paramecium pentaurelia is the source of this 2193-nucleotide messenger RNA. The record is from the annotation of a GenBank genome assembly. Lineage: Eukaryota; Ciliophora; Oligohymenophorea; Peniculida; Parameciidae.
AUGAGUCAAUAUAAUCUAUAUUAAGCACCCUUGCCAAAGCAAAUCAUAUCAUUUCCGAUUACUCUAUUUGAUGGUACUAAGUCAAUGAAAAGAGAAUACAAUUAAAUAAUUUAAAUAUAUGGCGAAGUCUUUAAUGAUUUUAGUGAAACAGAAAGAUAACAAUAUUAAUGGACUAAAGGCUUAAAUUGGAUUAAUCCAUAUAUUGGAUCCGAUUUUGGAGAUCUAACUUAAACAAUGAGUCAACUCUUUCUAACAUUAUUAGCAAAUUAAUAUCCACAAUAUAUGACAAUGAUAUUAGUUACUGAUGGGGGAGAACCAUUUGACUCUGAAUCCUUGUAAAAUUAAAUUUAAGAAGUAAAAUGCAAAUAUUUUAUUUAAUUUAUCACUAUUGUAAUUAGCGAAUAGCCCCAACCCAAUAAAAUUUUGAAAAAAUUGAAUACAUUGUUUAAACCAUAAGAUAAUCAUUUUAAAUCUUAAUACAUUAUUAAACGAUCAUAAAGGAAAAACAUUUUUGAAAUUUAGAAUAAUUUUAGGGAAGCAUUUACAAAUAUUAAAAAAUAAUUAGUAGUAUAUCAAUAAAACAGUAUUCUAAAUUAAAAUGUAAGGACAAUUAUUAAUCAAUCAGAAUUAAUAAAUGAAAUUACUCCAGGAAACUUGUUUUUGGUAGAAAAAGGAUAAGAAAUAUGGACAGAAAAUGUUAAACUUCAAAGUACUAAAUAAAUAAGUCACAUUUUAUAAAUGUUAUAAAAAUCAUUCUUAAAUACCCUGAUGAAAUCACCUGAAAUUACAUCUUAAGAAUUGAAAAAUGAAUGCUUAGAAAUCUAAAGAGUUAUAAAUGAUUUGUUAAAAGAAAUAGAUAAUAAUAAUAAUAAUAAUAAUAAUAAUAAUAAUAAUAAUAAUAAUAAUAAUAAUAAUAAUAAUAAUAAUAAUAAUAAUAAUAAUAAUUAAGAAGAAUAUCAAGCAAUAUAAUUAAUAUUAACAAUAAUAAAAUCAAUCAUUAGUAACACUUGCAAUUGGUAAAAAAUAGAUAGUCAAUUAUUUAAUGAUUUAUUAUUAGCAGUAUCAAAUGCUAAAGUAAAUUAAUUAAAAUAAUUAGCUUCAAUUAAUUAAAGUGAAUUGUGUAUCUAAAAAAUUGAUCAAAUUAAUGAAUAAAUGAUUUCUAAGUUAGAUAAAUUAUUAGAAAGUGAGAAGAUAUAUCUAGAUUUUCUUAUAAAACUAGAAAAUAUAAUUUUUGAUGCUUUAAAAAUAUAUUCAGGUUUAUUUUCAACAGAAGUCAAAUAUCUGCAAGAUUAAAAAGCUCAUCUUAAAAAAUUUAUUACAUUACUUAAAAAUCAUUUGUCUAUUGUAUUUGAAACUAUAUUUAAAUAAAAAAUAUUCAAAGAAAAUUAUCAUAACAACUUUGAAUAAUCUUAAAAAUUAUUUAAACUUAAUGAUAUAAUAAAAUAGUUAAAAUAAAUUUUAAUGGAUUGUUAGAGUGAACAAUUUCUUAAUUCAAUAAAUUAAUUAAUUUAAUUAGAAGGAAAUUCAAAUAAUUAACUAUUUGUGAAUAUCAUAUUAUACUAUUAAGAUUUAAAUGAAUUACCUUUUAUAUAAUAAUAAAAGCCAAAAAAUAUUGAAGAAGAUAAUGAAUCUAUUUUUGUAUUAUUGAUAAAUAUGAAUGAAACUAUGAAAUAAUAUAUAGUAAAUUUAGAAUAAAGUUAUAAGGAAGGUUUUAAAGAGAUUUAAAAUUCUAAGAAAAUUGAAAUAGUUUAUGUAAAUAGGAAAGAAAAUAACUAGCAAAUAAAAUAAGAAUUUUAUUUUCUUAAUUAUGAUUAAUUAUAAAAUAAUAGAUAUAAUUCACUUAUUGAAUUAUUUGAAAAACAUUAAGAAUAGUUUUAAUUGAAAAAGAAAAAUAUAAAUAUAUGCAUUAUAAGUGAUGAUUAAUAUAAUUAUUGGAAAUUACAUUUAUAAAUAAGAAUGUUAGAAUUCUCUUAAUAUUAUGUUAAAUUGGUAUAUAUAGCAUUAGGAUUAGAAUUUCAUUUAUUUAUUAGUAAAGAAAUUGAAUAAUUUGAGAAAUAGUAAAUCUAUUAAUAAAAACCAUUUUAGUUUGUUAUUCCUAAAAGUAAAUAUAAUUAGAAAAAGAAGGAUGUUGAAUAAUUUUAAUUGAAAAUAUUUGAAGAGAUAGCAAAGAAAUUUAAGCAUAACAAACUAUGA